AUGGAAGCCCAAAUGAAGCGGGCACAGGAAGAUUACAAAACCAACAUGGAUUCUAUACCAGUUGGCUGGAAUGCUGUGGGAAUGGCAGUAGUAGAAUCACUAGUUGGUACAGUCAAUUCAUUCAGCCCUGGAAAAAUUAUGAAGAAUUUGUUCUCUGGAGGGAGCAGUAAUGAACUUAUCUCUAAAGGCACUGAGAAUAAUAUCAUUUCUAAAGCAGGGACCCUACAGUCUUCAAUACAAAUGCUUUAUCCCUUCCAGACCCAUGAUGGGAAAAUUGACUUGAAUAAACUGAAAGGUGAGGAUGGAACUAAAAUGUUAAACUGGUGUAAACAGAACUUGGAGAAAUUUCAGGAGGAGGCAGGAACUGGAGGUGAUUGCCCUGAGAAGGUUGCAGCCCUGCAGAACUGUAAAACAGGAAUUGGAAUAUGUGAGGGCCUCGAAAACCUGCGAACAUCUAAUCCAGCUGAUGAAAAGGAAAUGACCCAAAUAGCUGAGAAGAUCAGAAAAGUGACGGAGGACACGAUAAUGUUUACCACUUGCUGCAAUGCAAAGGCAGGGAACAUGGGUGUAACAGCCACUCCACCACACAUGUCUCGAGCGGACCCAGGAGAGGGCGCCAGUAGUUUAUCCACAGCCACUCUCAAUGCCAGGUUCAAAGUGGAGCAGUCUGCAGCACAGCUACGUGUUGCACAGGAAAUGUAUGAUAAAAGCUUUGAGAAUAUACAGAAGAAUAAUAAAGAACUGCAAGAGACCCUGGAAACUCUGAAGAACUGUCAGGUUCAGGAAAUAGACUUUGAUAAAACUGUGAAGAUGCUUCUGAAGGGAUUGGAUGCAUUGGGCCGUGUGAAAGAACAAUGGGGUAAGAUGGUUCUCUUCUUCACCAUGAUGUCAAACCUGAUUGGAAGCUCCUUGAACCCAUCACUUCACAAAUUCAUACAGUACAGUGAAAAGAUUUCCUCUGGCUAUUCACAGAACCAGCUGACCCAGGACCUGCUGUACACGCAGAUUUCUCAAGCCACUAAUAUUGCAAGCCUUGUCCACAUGAUUGCUGAAACAUACGUGCAGGUUUCCACCCAUCAUCUGAUGGACCGGGUCAACAGCCUGGGGAAAUUAAUGGGCCUCGACCCAAAUCGAGAUAGCAUUAAAUUUAUGAGAGAGCGUAAGAAAUUUGGAUCAGACUGUACGGAAGCAGGAAAAGCCAUUGAAGAUCUUGUAAAGAAGAACAAAGCACAGUAUGAAAAACGCGUGCAAGUGAGAAUAGACAGAAUCCACAACAGUGUGAUGCCUUUGCUACCCCCUGCCACACCAGAAAAAAUGAAAGAAAUUGAGGAUACUGUGAAAGAAAUGAUCCAAGGGACAAUUGUGGAAAUAACAGAGGAAGACAUGAAUGAUUUUGUCUGA
Mobula hypostoma (lesser devil ray) is the source of this 1401-nucleotide messenger RNA. RefSeq lists its product as uncharacterized. Lineage: Eukaryota; Metazoa; Chordata; Chondrichthyes; Myliobatiformes; Myliobatidae. The coding region runs from base 1 to 1401 and encodes 466 amino acids. The transcript has a single exon. The record is from RefSeq and is a predicted model, not a curated record.